Molecule: messenger RNA, 1297 nt
Organism: Paecilomyces variotii
Lineage: Eukaryota; Fungi; Ascomycota; Eurotiomycetes; Eurotiales; Thermoascaceae
Product: 40S ribosomal protein S3Ae
Exons: 4
Coding region: 122-892 (256 amino acids)
Biological process (GO): translation
Cellular component (GO): ribosome; cytosol
Molecular function (GO): structural constituent of ribosome
Source: RefSeq, a predicted model, not a curated record
UGGGAUUUCGUUUUCAAUCUCGCAUCCUGAAUCGACUCGAACCGACCGACAUCAACCACCCAGCGCUUGUGGUGACAAUUGUCUGUCUUUCGACGUGGUAAGAUAGACUCGAGUCGCAAAUAUGGCUGUCGGAAAGAACAAGCGCCUUUCCAAGGGCAAGAAGGGUCUCAAGAAGCGCACCGUCGACCCCUUCUCGAGAAAGGACGAGUACUCCGUUAAGGCUCCGUCCACUUUCCAGAUUCGCGAUGUUGGAAAGACCCUCGUCAACCGUACCAGCGGUCUUAAGAACGCCAACGACUCCCUGAAGGGCCGAAUCUUCGAGGUCUCCCUUGCCGAUCUCCAGAACGACGAGGACCACGCUUUCCGCAAGGUUAAGCUCCGUGUGGACGAGAUCCAGGGAAAGAACUGUCUGACCAACUUCCACGGUCUGGACUUCACAUCCGACAAGCUGCGCUCCUUGGUCCGCAAGUGGCAGUCCCUGAUCGAGGCCAACGUCACCGUCAAGACCACCGAUGACUACUUGAUCCGACUGUUCGCCAUUGCCUUCACCAAGAGACGCCCCAACCAGAUCAAGAAGACCACCUACGCUCGCUCGUCUCAGAUCCGGGCUAUCCGCAAGAAGAUGCUGGAGAUCAUCCAGCGUGAGGCUGCUAGCUGCACCCUCUCCCAGCUUACCACCAAGCUCAUCCCCGAGGUCAUCGGUCGCGAGAUCGAGAAGUCCACCCAGGGAAUCUACCCCCUGCAGAAUGUCCACAUCCGCAAGGUCAAGCUCCUCAAGCAGCCCAAGUUCGACCUCGGUGCUCUGCUGAACCUGCACGGUGAAUCUACGACUGACGACAAGGGCCAGAAGGUCGAGAGAGAAUUCAAGGAGACCGUUCUUGAGAGUGUUUAAAUUCAGCUAUGACUGGACGACUAGUCCCUUGUGAUCUGCCACCGAUAUACUUCCUGAUCCCAUUAGAGAGAUAACUAGUGUGUGUAUUGAUGGAAUGGCACUACGGGAUUUAGCACUCUUCGAAAUGAAUAUUCAAAAAAAUUAUGUGUUUUCUCUUGAAUCUCUGGGCAGUGGCGGGUAGUUUUCGGCUGAUAUUGACCCCCCGGGUCAUGCAAAAUGUGAUUACUAUGGUUUAGUAAAACCUGUCGGUUCUAACCGUUCUCAAUAAAUCUCCAUCGUGUAUUGUAGAUUUGCUCUCAAGUCACGGCAUUAUUGUAUGGUCUACACUUUCAAAUACCUCUCUUCAAGGUUCAGAGAGAGAGAGUUAUGCGACACAAUCCAUGUCAAUCUAGAAUUUCUACUGUU